This is a messenger RNA of Paraglomus occultum, 195 nucleotides long. The record is from the annotation of a GenBank genome assembly. Lineage: Eukaryota; Fungi; Glomeromycota; Glomeromycetes; Paraglomerales; Paraglomeraceae.
AAAAGAUCUCAAUUAUACGAAUUUAUUGACCGUACUUCAUCAACUCAACAAACUACUAUGCCAUUGAAACGUCCAAAAACAAUGACUACAGUUAAAUCUGUAGAAUCCAUUUCUACUCCAGACAAUUCGAGCGAGGAUAGCAAAUCCAGAGGACAAAUCAGCGCCAACAACUCCGAAAAGAACACUGCGAUUUAA